Fusarium fujikuroi IMI 58289 is the source of this 1353-nucleotide messenger RNA. RefSeq lists its product as uncharacterized. Gene Ontology annotation, molecular function: protein binding. Gene Ontology annotation, cellular component: nucleus; cytoplasm. The record is from RefSeq and is a predicted model, not a curated record. The coding region runs from base 1 to 1353 and encodes 450 amino acids. The transcript has a single exon. Lineage: Eukaryota; Fungi; Ascomycota; Sordariomycetes; Hypocreales; Nectriaceae.
AUGACAUACACAAGUCGUCAUAUGCGCCGUCCUGGUCUGAGACCAGCUCUAUACUAUUAUAUCUGUUUCGGUUUGAGGGACACUACCCCCAGACCUAUACCCGCCACACCAUAUCAGCCGCAAUUAUUUAAGCGAAGCAAAGAAGAUGAAGCACAACUCAAAAAACUAUGUGCACGUCACUCCCGGGAUUGGAGUCAGAUAGACGCACAAGCCUAUGAGGAUAUCAUAGACAGAGAUGAAGCUAGGAAGGAUGCAUCCAGGGAACCGCAGAGACUUGUUAUAUACAGCUACUUCGAGCAUCUCAACCUUCCUCCUCUGCCACCUCCUCUUCCACGAUGUAGUACAAGUGUACGAAUAAAGAGGGCAGAAAACCACAGUAAUGAGAGCGUAAGACCUUUUAUGUUGGCUUGCGAAAAAGGCUUGCUUGAUGAGGUCAAGGCUUGGACAGAAGAUGGGGAACGGAUAGAAGAGCUGCAACAGCUGGGUCUCCAAGACGGACUGGUCUACGCAGCGAGGGCGAAUGAGAUCGAAGUAGUGCGAUAUUUGCUCGACGAAAGAUGGACACAUCUAAACGGUGAAGUGGUGAGAGAAGCUUGCGAUAAUCUCUCCCUCCCGCUGUUCGAACUGUGCGUCCAGCAUGGCUAUCACCCUAAUCAGCAGAUACCUAGCCUCAAUGGGUAUUUCGGCGUUGCCAUAAACCACUGCGUUCAAGACGUGGAUAUCACUCGUUUUCUUCUUGAACACGGUGGAGAUCCGGAUCUUGCCCCAUUCAAGGACGGAAGGCUACACAACUGGGGAGAGAAAGCCACGCCGCCAAUGGACCGUACAUCAGGACUCGCGCUCGACCUUGCGGUUGAGAAGAGCCCAAUGAUAGUGGCGCAGAUGCUUCUCAAGCACGGUGCUCAUCCACAAUACUCACGCCCCCUGCAUCGAGCUAUCAAAAGACUGCACUGCCAUCCAAUUCCUGGCGCGCAGACAGACUGGAGACCUCUGAUGGAAAUGGCCUUGAGCCACGGCGCUGAGAUCAACGCAAGGACCUACUCGGGCGGCACAGCGCUGUCGAGGGCUGUUCACUACAAAAACUGGGAAAUUGUUGAAUUUCUCAUUGAGAAGGGCGCGGACCCGUUCGUCAAAUGCCCUGCUUCAAAACACGAUUCGUUCGAUUCAGCGCUGAAAUUUGAGGAUCAGCCUUGGCAGAGAAGCAAGGAGGUGAAGGAAUAUCUGAAAGGUUUGAUGAGUGGAUCAAAAUUGGAGAUUGGAGGAGAAGCCCUAGAGGAGGCGAGGAAGAAUCCACUGGUGCAGAUCAUUGAGAAAGUGAAGAGCAGAGAUGCGGACGGAGUAGAGACUCCAUAA